This is a messenger RNA of Fonticula alba, 1047 nucleotides long. RefSeq lists its product as hypothetical. The transcript has 4 exons. Gene Ontology annotation, cellular component: nucleus. Gene Ontology annotation, biological process: protein peptidyl-prolyl isomerization. Bases 1 to 1047 code for a protein of 348 amino acids. Lineage: Eukaryota; Rotosphaerida; Fonticulaceae. The record is from RefSeq and is a predicted model, not a curated record. Gene Ontology annotation, molecular function: peptidyl-prolyl cis-trans isomerase activity; RNA binding.
AUGAGCGUCCUCCUGGAGACCAUCCUCGGGGACAUUGUCGUGGAUCUGUUUGUCGACGACUGUCCCCGGACGUGCCGGAACUUCCUGAAGCUGGCGAAGGUGGGCUUCUUCGAUGGGAGCCCCUUCCAUCAGAUCCAGCGGGACUUUGUGCUGGCCACCGGCGACCCGAUUGGCGGGCACGAUGCGGCCGGGGCGCGGGCGUCGCGCUUCGCCAGCUCGGCGGCCGGGCUGAUCAGGCCGGAGGAGCGCUUUUUCGCGGACGAGCUGGCCGGUGCCCGGCGUGCGGUGGCCCGGGUGGGCGACCAGGUGGGCUACGUGUGCAUGGCCAACGCCGGGCCGGACCGGAAUGAGUCGCGGUUCUUCAUCACGGCGGUCCGGGCGUCGGAGUCGGAGAGUGUGGCGGCCCUGCUGCGGCGCCACACGGUGUUCGGCAUCGUGGCCGAGGGCCAUGACACGCUGGCCAAGCUGGGGCAGGUGGAGUCGGACCGGCACGGCGCGCCGUAUUACGAUGUGCGCCUGCGCGCGGCGCACCUGGUGGACGAUCCGUUUGACGAUCCGCCGGGGCUGGCGGGCGUCCGGCUGCCGGUGUCCGAGUGGGAGGCCGAGCGCGCGAAGCGUGGCCUGCUGCCGGAAACGGAGCUGGAGAUGGUCGAGCGCCCGGCGGCGGUGGACGCGGCGCGCGUGGCGGAGCGCUCGCAGCAGAUGCGCGACAGUGCCUUUGCCACGACGCUGACGCUGCUGGGGGACCUGCGGCAGCCGGACUCGGCGCCGGAUGAGCAGGUGCUUUUCGUGGCGCGGCUGAAUCCGCUGACGCGGUCCGGGGACCUGGAGACCAUUUUCGGGCGCUUCGGCCGGGUGACCUCGUGCGAGGUGAUCACCGACCGGAAGACCGGCCAGUCGCUGGGGUAUGCCUUCGUGCGGUUUGCCCGUCGGGAGGAGGCCGAGGAGGCGUACCUGAAGAUGGACAAUGUGGUGAUCGAUGACAGCCGGAUCAAGGUGGACUUUUCGCAGUCGGACUUCCGGCACCGUCCUGCCGGGAUAUGCUGA